AUUCUGCCUUUUCCAAGCAUCAACAGUAUUUGCCCCAUUUUCCCCGAUAAUAUGACAGAUGAUAAAUUAAUUAACUACUGAUUUAUUUAUAAAAAAAAAUAUUAAAUAAAAUUAUAUUUGUUAGGGUUAAAAUAUUGCAGAAUGAGUUUAAUUAUGACACGUGGCAUAAAGUCUUCCGUUAUGCAUAGAGAUGAAAAAGGCUUGUGAAUAAAAAAACAGCACUUUUUUGAAAUACAUCAUCAAGCUCUUCCUUUCUUUUAGGAUAUUUAGGAAGUUAGUUAAGCUUCUGGCUGUAAGUUUGAUAUAUAUGCAUAUAGUAGUAUUGAAGUAUUGGUAUGUUAACCCUAUUGAACCAAAAAACUGUAACAACAUGGCCACGCCUUUGUUCCAUCAAUUUAAGAAGCAAGCUUCUUUCUUUUUCAAGGAGAAAUUCAAGAGUGCUAGAUUAGCUUUAACUGAUGUUACUCCUGCAGAAUUGAUGACAGAAGAAGCUACAAAUGGCAAAUCACGUGUCACUGAUUCCCCAACUCUUAAAUCAAUUUCAAGGUCUGCUUUUGAGAUAGAUGAUUAUUGGAGGAUUGUAGAAAUUCUGCAUAAAAGACUGGCCAAAUUUGACAAGAAGAAUUGGAGGGCCUCUUACAAUUCUCUGAGUGUGCUUGAACACCUAUUGAUUCAUGGACCUGCAAGUAGUGCAGAAGAAUUUCAGUGUGACCAAAAUGUUAUUAGACAGAUGAUAUACUUUCAGCACACUGAUAACAGUGGGUUCAACUGGGGACUUGCUGUCAAAAAGAAAGCAGAAAGGGUAUUGAAAUUGCUGGAAGAAGAAAUUCAUCUUAAGGAAGAAAGAAAUCAUGCUCGCAAGUUGUCCCGUGGAAUUCAAGGUUUUGGGAGUAUGUGCCAAAGUUCAACUCCAAAACAAGGCAUUCAGAGGGGAAAAUCACUGCCAACCACAUUUGGCAAGAAUGAAAAUAAGGAAAACCAGUCCUCUUACUCAAACAAUAGUUUCGACAUAGCAGAAGCUAAAUCUACUAGUCUUGGCCAUCAGGGUGACAAUCAAAUGCUUCACAAAUAAAAAACAAUCUCUAAGGAAAACAAGGAGAAAUUCAAUCCAGGGAACUUAAAGGUGGAGUCUAAUUCAUUUUUGGAUGAUGGACAAGAGGACUUCAAGCUUCAAACAUUCAUAGCAGAAGAUGAUCACCCUUUUAACUCCACAGAAAUGCGUACCAGUUCCCCCCGUCUUUCUUUCUUCAAGAUGAAGCAAGUUUAAGAUUGAAAUGAAGACAAUAAUGCAUUAUAAAAUUCCAAUGAAGGUUUGGUACAUGUAUUUAUAGUUGCUAGUAAGUUUUAUUUGAUGCUACAAUUUUCUCCAGAUGGACAAAGCGUUUGUAAAUAUGCAACUAGGACUUAGUAUUUUGGACAAGCAAUCAACUUGAAUUGCCUUAGAUUUUUUAGACACGAUUAAGUGGUCUUAAUUAUGCCAUAUCAUAAUUAAGCAAUUGAUGCAUGUUUUGCUCCAAUGGUAUAAAUGUUUAGCACUGUUAUAGUUUUAUUUAAGAGUUGGUUGUUUGCAAGAUAGAAAAUUGUAUUUUAUUCAUAUUCAAAUGUUCCUUGUCCUUAUACAACAAGGAACAUUGUUUAGUUUUAAGGAACUCGACCUACCAGCUAGAAUCUAGAUAAGCUCCUAUCCAAAUUUUGCUUAUUUGACA
Molecule: messenger RNA, 1706 nt
Organism: Cicer arietinum (chickpea)
Lineage: Eukaryota; Viridiplantae; Streptophyta; Magnoliopsida; Fabales; Fabaceae
Source: RefSeq, a predicted model, not a curated record